AUGAGGCCGAGCAGGAAGAUCCACCAGCCUCCCGACCCGCCCGCACAGGGCGCUGGCUCCGGGCACGGCCCGGCGGGCGGCGCCUGCGGGCCCCGCGAGGCGGCCGGCGCCUCCUGGGGCGCGGCCGCUGGGAAGGCACCCGCGGUGCAGGCCAGGCACGGCGGCGCGGCUGGGCACACGACGUGCGCGCAGGUCGUGUUCACCCAUGAGCUCGACCAGCUGGUCUUCGGCUCGGACGGGGGCGAAGCGGCUGUGGGUGCCGUCGGGCCGCCCAUCUCCACCACUAAGGGUGCCCACCUCUCCGCCGCGUCGGCGCCUGUGGCCACGAAGAUCCCUUGGCGCAGGGAGGCGCAGGAGCCAACCGGGGGGGGCAAGCUGCGGGAGCAGAUCCUGCAGCACCGCCAGGAGUUCGAGAAAGCCGCAGAGGAGGGCGUAUCGGAGCCUGCAGCCAAGGCCUGCUCUGCGGCUUCGGAGGCCAGCGCGGAGACGGCCCCAGAGGUGGAGAAGGUCAAGAUCUGGCGGUGUCCAGACCUGAAGUGCAAGGCAAGACCUUCGGGUUUCGAGAGCACUACUGGAAGUGCAAUGCAAGUGCCGCUCCUCAUGUCCUGGGGCAGCACUCGAGCGAUCCAGGCGAAGGCGAUGCCCAAGCCGAAGAUGCAUCAGGAGGGCAACAGCAUGGAGGAGUCGGAGGAGCAGCUCGUGAUGAACGAGGGGCGGAUGAUGCUGGCGGCCGAGAGGGAUACUCUGAGGGCGGUCAGGUACCUGCUGGAAAAGGAGAAGGAGAGCAUCGCGCAGUCGGUGCCCGUGCGCAGGCUGGACAGCGUGCUGCCUUCUCACCCCGCCACUUCUUCAUCGGGGAUGGCGCCUGCCAAGAGGAAUAACAGGUGGUCCAGCCAGCCCGAGGCUGUGGUGGAGAGCUUGUUCGACCAGGCUAUGCGUUCAUGGUGUGGAGGCGCCGAGUCGUUCAUGAUCGCGGCUGUCUCCACUGACGGGAACGCCAAGGACCUCAAGAACUUCAAGGACAAGUGUGCCGCCGAGCUGAGCGUCUUCGGGGACCUCGACUCGCUUGGCGACGGCAUGAACAACGGGGAAGACGACGAGGAUGACCACGGGCCGAAUCCCGUGGGCGCAGGGCUUCUCUACGGCCACGUUGGUGGCGGUGGCUCGGGCUCUGACGUGCACGAUCCCGACGACGAGUAG
This is a messenger RNA of Prorocentrum cordatum, 1200 nucleotides long. Lineage: Eukaryota; Dinophyceae; Prorocentrales; Prorocentraceae. The record is from the annotation of a GenBank genome assembly.